AUGGGACCAAAACGUGUAAACGAACCAAAAAAAUAUGUGUCCAAGGGUAAAGAACGAGUGGAUCGUGAACAACAAACGAAAAAUCAAUUUGAUCCUCUUUAUUUAGAAGUCAAACAUCUUGAAACAGCGAUAUUAUUACUACAAUGUGAAGAGAAACCUAUUUUGUUAGCUGCUGCAGCAGCUUUGUCAAAAUUUGGCAGUAAAUCUCAGGAAAAUUUAGAAGUUUUAUUCGAUCUCGAAAUUGUGAAUAAUAUAAUUCCAUUGAUUAAACACGAGGAUUUAUUUACUCGAAGAUUUGCUGCAAAAUUGUUAGCCGAAAUGAUAGCUAUUCCUAAUGUUCGUAAUUUCAUCUUGGAAUCAUCCGAAUAUUAUAUUCCAUAUUUUAUCAAAGUUGUGAUCCAUGAAAAUGAUAUCUUCCUGCACGAAUUUUCAUUGUUAAUUUUAGCAGAAAUAACUAAAGAUAUAUUUGGAGUAGCACAAUUAUUAAAACAAAGUUCAGAUGUAGAUUUUCUGUUCGAAAAACUUUACUCACCGGAUCCUGACGUGAAGAAGAAUACAUUACAAAUUAUAUAUAAUCUAUUGCAAGAUCCUUUAGGCGCAGAGAAAAUCAUUGAAACUAAGGAUUUUAAUUUGGAACAGGUCUAUGAGCUUUUUAAUUCACCUUACGGUGAAAUCCAAAAGCUGGCACUUGAUGUAAUAACUGAUCUAGUACGCAGAAAUCAGGAUGAACGGUUGCAAGAACACUUUCGACGUACUAAGGGUCUUGAGGCUUUAUUGAAAUUUUUGGAUAAUAUUGAGUGGUUAGAUCUUCAUACGAAUGCGCUUUGGAUCCUUCGAUUCGCCUGUGACAAUCCCACGACAGUCGAACAAUUCAAUGAUAUUGGUGGUAUCAAACAGAUAUUAAAGUAUAUAGAAGAUACGUUACAUUCGAAACUUUUCAAACAAAUUCUGGAUAUAGCUGUUUGUUUAUCGCAUACAUCUAGGGGUAGAAAAGUAAUGCAUAUAAUCUAA
Messenger RNA from Apis dorsata (giant honeybee), 1011 nucleotides. Its product is annotated as armadillo repeat-containing protein 3-like. The record is from RefSeq and is a predicted model, not a curated record. Bases 1 to 1011 code for a protein of 336 amino acids. NCBI's taxonomy places the organism in Eukaryota, Metazoa, Arthropoda, Insecta, Hymenoptera, Apidae. The transcript has 5 exons.